AUGGCAGUCACUGGCGCAGUUGCCGCAGCCGCAAGGAACGGUGGCGAGACGACAGACCGACGCCGAGGAAGAGGACAGCUUGGAAGAAGAGCUGACUGCAGAGAUCCAACCGGAACGCGAACUGGAGAAAAUGUUGGCGGGGUUGAUAACGAACUCGUAGAAGAAGGCCUCCAAUUGGGAGGCGACGCGCCAAAAGAAGAGCAGAACAAAAACGAAUUGCGUGAAGAGGAUCCACUUGCAAGAAGAGCUCCCAAACGACGACAAUGCAAUGGAUCAAGAAGAGGGCGAAAUAACCGAGCAAGACCUUAA
Molecule: messenger RNA, 309 nt
Organism: Cylicostephanus goldi
Lineage: Eukaryota; Metazoa; Nematoda; Chromadorea; Rhabditida; Strongylidae
Source: the annotation of a GenBank genome assembly